Ostertagia ostertagi is the source of this 972-nucleotide messenger RNA. NCBI's taxonomy places the organism in Eukaryota, Metazoa, Nematoda, Chromadorea, Rhabditida, Trichostrongylidae. The record is from the annotation of a GenBank genome assembly.
GUGUUUUGGCAUUCAAAAUCAAGUGUGCAAGAUAUGUCGCAACUUCGUCAAAUACGGUCUGAUCUUUUGAUAGAACAUGGAGAGAAGUCUACUGGUCGAGCGGUCAUCCGAGAAAUUUCAUACGAUCGCAAAUUGGACCGUGCACUACGCGACACAUUUCUGUGGAAGCUCAUUCGUCGAUUUCACACCAACACUCUUUAUCCCGAAGAAGAAAACUUGAGAAAUUUGUUUGGCGACGGUUAUGAUCCACACCCGGGCGGGGCCGCCGGUGAGUGUAGAGUUUGGAUAAUGGAGAAAUCAGUCCAUUGCGCAAGGCACGAGAGUAAUAGCAAACGAAAUGUCAUUCAUAACGUGCGACAUUAUGGCACCGUUUGGCAGAGCUAUCUCGAUGAUCUUGAAGACCGAAGCCCUCGAACUACCUGGAAGGAGACUUGGCUCCUGCCGGCAUAUCUCCUAAACUCCGGCUCCGCGUAUGACCACCUCCAAUACCUGAGAGAGUAUGAAGAGUCAUCAGAUUUUGAUGACAUCCUCGAUUACCUCGUGAUACGUACCGUUCCAAAAGAACGAGAAUUAAAGGACAUCUUCCGCGGAUUCGGCUGUAAGUCAUAUCAUGACCGUAUGCGAUCCAUCUGUCAGGAGUUCAAUGUUAUGGAGUAUCUUCAGCAGUAUUCGGAUGAACAGGCUAUGACAAUUACGGAGCUGGAAUUACAGGAAAAGCUGGUAGCGUUUCGUCAACUUGCGAAAGCCUAUUCUCGUCAUCGAGUACUUAAUAUCGUUAUAGAUGCAUCAUUAUGGAAUAAUAAGUUCCGCGCAGAGACGGUGCACCCAGUGAUGCGUAACACAUUAGAUGCUGUAUAUGGUACCACUCUGUAUGGAAAAACGCAUCUAGCAUACCAGAAAUCACUCGUGUACGUGCCUGAUCAGUCUGGAACAACAUAUUGGGACGGACAGGAUGGCGGAAUAGAAGGCUAA